AUAACCCGUUCUUGCCUCAAACAAAUAGGCUGCAGCCGAAGGUGUCCCCGUCGGCAGUAUCAGGCCCUGCACAUCUCUUUAGGCUUGCUGGCAAGUGUUUCAGUUUUGUGGAGUCCACGUACAAGUAUGAGUUUUGUCCUUUCCAUAAUGUCACUCAGCAUGAGCAGACUUUUCGAUGGAAUGCAUAUAGUGGGAUUCUAGGAAUCUGGCACGAAUGGGAAAUCGACAACAACACAUUUGUUGGAAUGUGGAUGAGGGAAGGAGACUCAUGUGAAACGAAGAGCCGACAGACAAAGGUUCAUCUUGUUUGUGGGAAGAGCAAUAAAUUGGCUUAUGUGUCUGAGCCGAGUACUUGUGUUUACUCUCUGACAUUUGAGACUCCUCUCGUGUGCCAUCCCCACUCUCUUUUAGUUUAUCCAACUCUGACUGAAGCACUACAAAGGAAGUGGGAUGAAGCAGAGCAGCUUCUUUAUGAUGAACUAAUAACUGACCAGGGAUACAAAAAAAUACUGAAAGAGAUUUUUGAAGAAGCAGGACUUCUAAAAGCAACAGAAGAAACAGAAGUUGAGAAACAGAACAAGAAAAUAAGUCUGGAAUUUGAAACAGUGGAGAAGUGCAGUAAGGAAUACCAGCAACUUUCAAAAGAAAUAAAGAGACUUCAAGAUUUAUUAAGUCAGCAUGGUAUUGCAUACAAAGGAAAUUCUGCUGAAAAUACCAGUGUUGAACAUCGAAGUCACAAACUGGCAAUGGCAGUGACAACUGUUCUUAAUGGGUCAAAGGAUGAUGAGCACCUGCAUGGCGAUACAGGAAUCUGGAAUGAUACUGUGUGAAGAAACCUGGGUGGUAAACAGAAAGUUCAUACGGAAUGUCAUCACGUGUGUUAUGACACUAAGAUGA
Messenger RNA from Charadrius vociferus (killdeer), 897 nucleotides. RefSeq names its product N-acetylglucosamine-1-phosphate transferase, gamma subunit (gene GNPTG). Gene Ontology annotation, cellular component: Golgi apparatus. The transcript is spliced from 9 exons. The coding region runs from base 246 to 830 and encodes 194 amino acids. NCBI's taxonomy places the organism in Eukaryota, Metazoa, Chordata, Aves, Charadriiformes, Charadriidae. The record is from RefSeq and is a predicted model, not a curated record.